AUGGAGAAAGCCAUCCGCUGGUCGCCGUGGUCGACCACGACGGAGCAGCGCUUCCUCUCCGUCGACGUGACGGGCAAGACCUUCAAGCUGUGCCGCGUGACGGCCUGGGAUGGGCGUGUUCUCGAGCAUGAAGUCCUCGCAACGCAUACGAGAGUCCCUGCCUUCAGGGCGUUUGACUGGUCGCCCGUAAAUGAAGGGCUGAUUGCCGUCGGGCAGUCUUCGGGAGAGGCAACUAUCCUGCGCCUGCAGGGUGACACCACACCACAACAGCAGCAGCAGCAGCAGCAGCAGCAACAGCAGUCCGGGGAUACCUUCUCCUUCCCUAUCCGCAACCAGAGAUACUGCAAUGCCGUUGCCUUUAGCACGCAUGGUCUUCUGGCGGCGGGGUUGGACCGUGUACGCAACGAUUUCUGUCUCAAUAUCUGGGAUGUCAACCAGCGGCUCUCUAAUAUGAAGCCCAGGGGUGGUGCUGGUGACAGGCAGACCACGGAGCCGCUGAGGAAACUUGCCAGCUCGGAGCCGAUCACUAGUAUCAAAUUCUUUCGUGAUAGGCCGGAUACGCUGGUGACGGGGGUGAAGAACCACUUUGUGCGAAUCUACGAUUUACGAGAGGGAUCUGGAAACCCGGCGCUGCAGUUCCCUACCCGUUGUGUCCAUAAUUUGGCCAUUGACUGGCUCGACGAGAACUACUUUGCUUCGUGCUACACGACUGGCGAUCCGACCGUCUGCAUCUGGGACCGACGCGUCGGGCCCCGGUUCACCUCGACGGGCUCCGUUGGUCCCACUGCUGGUCUUGAGUCUGGCCAGAAUGGACCUGCGCUGGAGUUCAAGAAUGUUGUUGACCCCAAGACGACGAUUUGGAGUUUGCGCUUCUCCAGAACGAAACGCGGCUCUCUGGGUGUCCUGUCGAGCAUCGGUCACUUCAAGGCAUACGAUGUCGCCAAGGAGUAUAUUGUCGAGGAGUAUCGCUCGUCCAUGGAUGAUUCCCUGGGUCAGGGCUCAGUGAAAAACUAUCCCGAGCCUAUCUACACGAAACACAUCCGCGAUAUACGCAGCCCCUUCAACCAUCCCACCCGUGGCUGUCCCGAGUCCGAACGGGUCGUCUGCUUUGACUUCCUUAACAUGAGCGCGUCGACCGAGCCCACGGCCAUCACACUCGCCGGAAAUGGGAAAAUCCAGCUUGUGGCCCUUCGGCCUCCCUGUCCUCCGGUUCGUAUCUCCUCGCAGAGCGUGCUCGUUCGUGGCGAUGCGGCGACCGAGUCCGACUUCACCGUUCUGAACCCUUCAUCCGUGGAGGGAUCGAAGAUAUCCAAGGUGGUCGCCGAUAUCCGGGAACGGGAAUUCCCAAGCUCGCCAGAGAACCACGCCAGCAACCCGAUACUCGGCUCCUCGGCUCGGUCCAGCCGUGAGAGCAGAGAGCGCGGUUUCUUUCUCGGCACUUCGGGUAGGCCUCUGAAGGCGGAGGAUGCACUGACUCUCAUGGCGGUCAAUCGACUCCGCUGCAAAGAGGGUUACUUGUUUGACGAGGCAAAAAACAGACAGAUCCUCGUCGACGAUCCUUAUCUGCAGGGUUUCUGGCGUUGGGUGGAGCGUGCUCGGGCGGAUUCGUCUGAGGACACGAUGAUUAUGAGAGGGCUGGACCUAAACUACCUGGGCGUCUAUGCAGUGUGGAACAAUGAUCUAGGGCCGAGUCUUGAGAGCCGAAAGAUCAAUGUCAAUGAAGAUUCGCCAGUCGAUGUGGCCCAAACCAUCAAGGAUCUGGCGCGUGCGCUGGAAUUGCCAAGCUUGAAGGGCUCAGAGACGGCCUAUCCGGAACAUCGGCGUCUGUGCUUGUACCUGUGCAACGCUGCCCAGUCUCAGGAUGAGUUGGAAGAAGUGGUAUCCACGCUUGUGGCGCGAAAGAAACAUACCAAAGCUGCUGCGUUGGCUGUUUUCCAGAACGAAGCCCGACUCGCAUACUCUGCACUGCGCAGCAACGAAGCGACGCAGGCUCACCGGCUCCUCGCCAUGGCCAUUGCCGGCGCCACGAAAGGUGAAACCGAUUUGGACUGGGAGGAGACAUGCGCGGAGAUUGCCAAGGAACUUACCGACCCUUAUGCACGAGCGAUCCUGGCGCUGGUAAGCAAGGGCGACUGGAAGUCCGUCCUCCAGGAAGUCACUUUGCCGCUCAAGUACCGCGUCGAGGUCGCUUUGCGCUGGCUGCCAGACGAAGACCUCAGCGCCUACCUCCACGACACGACUUUCCGGGCCACCCGUGAGGGCAGUAUCGAAGGCGUGGUCCUAACAGGACUUGGCCACUCCGCCAUGGCGCUCUUCCAGUCGUAUAUCAAGAAAUUCAACGAUGUCCAAACCCCCGUCUUGGCCAUGAGCCACACAGUCCCCCGGUUCAUCAAUGACGAGCCGAGCCGGGCACAAUUCGAGGCCUGGCGCGAGACGUACCGCUGGCAGAUCCACGCCUGGAAACUCCAGAUGCAGCGUGCUCGCUUUGACGUCGGCUGCCGCAAGUUCGCUGUCACCUGGGACGGCCGCGAACUUGUCAGCCCGCCGCCGCAGCAGGUCAGCCUGACCUGCAGCUACUGCGCCAAACCCCUCAGCCAGCAGGACCCUACCGUUUCCCCCGCCUCGCUCGGCUCCAAGGCGGGUGCCGGUCCUGCCACGACUGAGACGGUUCACCACACAACAGGGAACCCUCUGGGUGCCGCAGGUGUGCAGGCCGGCACCAUCUGCCCCAAGUGCUACCGCCACAUGCCUCGCUGCGGAGUGUGCACCCUGUGGCUCGGGGCGCCUGACCCGUCAGCGCGUGCGAGCAUCGCUGCUGACGCGGCCCAGGUGCAGGAGCAUCGAAAGCCCAGCGAAGAGGACCUUCUGCGUCGGUUUAUGGUCUUCUGCAUCAAUUGCAACCAUGGCUUCCAUGCCCAUCAUGCCCGCGAGUGGUUCCAGAAGCACAGAGUCUGCCCUGUGGCAGAAUGCAACUGUAUUUGUGAUCGGUAG
Penicilliopsis zonata CBS 506.65 is the source of this 2991-nucleotide messenger RNA. RefSeq lists its product as hypothetical. Lineage: Eukaryota; Fungi; Ascomycota; Eurotiomycetes; Eurotiales; Aspergillaceae. Gene Ontology annotation, biological process: positive regulation of TORC1 signaling. The transcript has 4 exons. Gene Ontology annotation, molecular function: protein binding. Gene Ontology annotation, cellular component: cytoplasm. The record is from RefSeq and is a predicted model, not a curated record. The coding region runs from base 1 to 2991 and encodes 996 amino acids.